This is a messenger RNA of Pseudoliparis swirei, 1571 nucleotides long. RefSeq names its product protein phosphatase 2 catalytic subunit alpha b (gene ppp2cab). The record is from RefSeq and is a predicted model, not a curated record. Gene Ontology annotation, cellular component: cytosol. The transcript has 7 exons. Gene Ontology annotation, biological process: peptidyl-serine dephosphorylation; mitotic cell cycle. NCBI's taxonomy places the organism in Eukaryota, Metazoa, Chordata, Actinopteri, Perciformes, Liparidae. Gene Ontology annotation, molecular function: protein serine/threonine phosphatase activity. The coding region runs from base 155 to 1084 and encodes 309 amino acids.
CUGAUUUCCAGGGUGGAUCACCAACUGACGUCUCGCGCCCGCUCCUCAUUCUUUCAGUGGAAUCAUAGCGACUCGGCGGUCAGAGAGGCUCGCGCGUCUUCCUCCUCGUCUCCGAACGACCGCGAAAAAACACACAGCAGAAGAAGAAGAAAAAAUGGACGAAAAGGCGUUUUCGAAAGAACUCGAUCAGUGGAUCGAGCAGCUCAACGAAUGCAAGCAGUUGACGGAGGGACAAGUGAAAUCACUGUGUGAAAAGGCGAAGGAGAUCCUCACCAAGGAGUCCAACGUGCAGGAGGUGCGGUGUCCGGUGACGGUGUGCGGCGACGUGCACGGCCAGUUCCACGACCUCAUGGAGCUGUUCAAGAUCGGGGGAAAGUCUCCGGACACCAACUACCUGUUCAUGGGCGACUACGUGGACCGGGGCUACUACUCCGUGGAGACGGUGUCUCUGCUCGUGUCGCUCAAGGUCCGGUACCGGGAGCGCAUCACCAUCCUGCGGGGGAACCACGAGAGCCGGCAGAUCACGCAGGUCUACGGCUUCUACGACGAGUGCCUCCGGAAGUACGGCAACGCCAACGUGUGGAAGUACUUCACGGACCUGUUCGACUACCUGCCGCUCACGUCCCUGGUGGACUCUCAGAUCUUCUGCCUCCACGGAGGCCUGUCGCCGUCCAUCGACACUCUGGAUCACAUCCGGGCGCUGGACCGCCUGCAGGAGGUUCCCCACGAGGGUCCCAUGUGUGACCUGCUGUGGUCCGACCCCGACGACCGCGGCGGCUGGGGCAUCUCCCCCCGGGGGGCCGGCUACACCUUCGGCCAGGACAUCUCGGAGACGUUCAACCACGCCAACCGCCUCACGCUGGUGUCCCGCGCCCACCAGCUGGUCAUGGAGGGUUACAACUGGUGCCACGAGAGGAACGUGGUGACGAUAUUCAGCGCUCCCAACUACUGCUACCGCUGUGGCAACCAGGCGGCCAUCAUGGAGCUGGACGACACCCUCAAGUACUCGUUUCUGCAGUUCGACCCGGCGCCUCGCAGAGGGGAGCCCCACGUCACUCGCCGCACCCCAGACUACUUCCUGUAACUUGUUGACCUCUGUCCAGUCGGGUCUGGUUUUGCCAUGAUGUAUGACCUUCAACUGAUAACAGUGUGUGUGUACGGACCAAAAGGUGCGUGACAAUGUCCGUUGACCGUGUAUUGGAAAGUCUCCCGGCUAUUUAAUUAAAACGGCAGGUUCAGUUCUUCCUCCUGGUGCUGGACUGAUCCACCUGCCACCCCCACGCCACGUCCUUAGAUCUGAACUUGAUCUGUUUGCACUUUUGUGAAGUUAAACAAAUGUAACAUGUCAAAAGAUGAAGAUUAUUUCACACUACAGAUGGUUUUUUCUUUUCUUGUUUUUUUUAAUUUUUGACUUUUUGUUGUUGUUUUCUAAGAUGACAAAGAAAAGUGUCUCUGUCCUGUAAGUGGAGGAACGCCUUUCUCACGCCGCUCCGUGAACACAAACCAGUUCAUUCUUAGUCUGUUAACCAAAUGUUUGAAUAAUAAAGACGAAGGUGGCUCCUUGACGGGAA